UUGUAUUUUAGUGGCUGUGUACAGGUCCAGACAGUCAGUGCCUUUGUGUUGUUGUAUCAGCUCAAAGCCCACACAUCUCUCACAUACUGCGUUUGAAUUCUCGGACAGGAGCUGCUUUCUCUCCAAUCAUGGUGCUGGAUAAGGGGGAAAACUACACCAACCUGCAGGAUUUCACUGAGGAGGCCAAGGCCAGGGGGCAGCAGGAGUCUGCAAUGGGGAGCUCUGAAGCACUCAGCGAGCCAGUUCUGCCCUAUCUGAAGUCUUCCCGGGCAGGCUGUUCCAGAUACACUAUCCUGCUGCUCACAAUCCUGGGCUGCCUGUCGCUGGCCAUCAACAUCGCACUGGGAGUGAUCUUGUACAGGAACGCUGGUCAGAGCUGUAAGUCUGUGCGGCUGGGUAAUGCCAACACUGAGCUGACAAAAUUCUCGGAUUGCACCAGCGAAAAGAGUCAGCCGCAGCAGAAUUACUCCGACCUCCUGGGGCACUACAGCAAACUGUGCACACUCUACACAUCUUUGAACUCACAGUGUCCGGGGUUAGAGGAAGCAGGUAAGGUGUGCCUCCCCUGCCCUGAGAAGUGGAUCCAGCACCAGAAGACAUGCUUCUUUUUCUCAUCGGACCGUCUGGACUGGGAGGAGAGCAGGGAGAACUGCACAGCGCUGGGGGGUCAGCUGGCUGUGCUGCACACACAGGAGGAGCAUGAUUUCCUGGAGAAGGCAGCGAAAGAGAUCACAGGGACCUGGGACUUUCACUACUGGAUUGGACUGAGUGACAAGGAAGAGGAGGGAGACUGGAGAUGGGUCGAUGGAACUGCAAUCAACAAAACGUAUUGGAACACUGACCUGAACGAGCCCAAUAACCAUGCUGAGGGCUCUCUGGAGGGGGAGGACUGUGCGGUGCUCAACUCCAACUCGCGCUCCUGGUUCGACGUGCCGUGUGGAUACCGGUACAAGUGGAUCUGCCAAUCCCGCGCUGUCACCAUCCACCUGUGACCUACAGCACCGACACAAACUAACUGACAGGGACCCUGCAAACCAUCUGCACUGUCCUGGAGUUCAGCAUCUCACCUGGAGAGAGAACCAGGGCAUCUUUAAAAUCCACUUUCUUACCUCUCAUUAGCACCAGCAAUAUGAGCACUGCUCCCUCUUUCAAGGAGCACUAACCAAAGUAUUUCUUAGCUGUUACUGGCUAUAUUCCCAAAGACCCAUGAGGUUUUUUUUUAAAGAAUGUAUUUUUAAAAUCUUUUAUUAUGUAAAACAAAAUUCAUAUUUUUUAUUUGUUUUUAUUUCUGAAAUUGUUCUGGGCUACUGAUGGCUUUGUUAUCAACAGCAAAUAACCGUUUCCUAACCUUGAUUUUAUUCACCACAGUUUUCAUUGUCUUUUCUCGUGCAUCAUGCCUGCAUGGCCAUCCUAUUUUGGUGUAUUUUCUGUCUCUUUGUAAAAGCUGUUCUCUCAGUACAGUACGAAGGUCACUCUUGAAAUCAGGACUUAAAGGAUGUGUUGCAGUAAGAAUACCUCUGUUAAGAAAGGGGAACACGGCUAAAAGGCUAAAAUAUGCACAAGAACACAGAAAUUGGACUAUGGAGCAAUGGUCAAAAGUGCUUUGGACUGUUGAUGGAUGGACAACAACACCUGUGCCUUCUACCAGUUCUGUUGUCAAUUCAACGCUUGUCUUCUUUCUAUUCCUUAAGGAUAUUAUCUUCAAGUAUUGCUCAUCCUUGUUAGACAGCUUUUCAGGUCUUCCAGUCCUGGCUUUGUCAAUUACAGAUGAUGUUUCUCUGUACUUGUUGAUUAUGCUUCAGAUAUUCAAUAUUCUCCAUUGAGGAUUUGACACAAACAGAAGCAAUCUUCUUUUUCAAGUCUGAAUUUUCAUCUUGGACCCUGCUGUAGUUUCUCUGCAGUUGUGAAUGAGAUUCAGAGAGCCUGCUGUAGUUUCUCUGCAGUUCAGAGAGCGUGUCAUUGAGCCUGCUAUAGCCACCAAGCAGCCCUGAAUGACUUUCACUGAGCCUGCUACUCUCACCUAGCAGCCCUGAAUGACUUUCACUGAGCCUGAAAUCUGAGGGGAAAGAAGUAAAGAGAUUGAUGAGAAACAGAUCUGAUUCAUCAGUGAAGACUCUAAUAAUAGCAUCACAGGAAACCAGUAUUCAAUUUCAUCUUCUGCCAGUUUUCAAAGCUACAGGGCUAUAUAAUAGUUUUUAAACAAAGCUUAUCGAAAUAUAUUCAGUAGUAAACAUUAUUAUGUUUACAUGGAAUUGAUCUAAAAUAAAUAACACACGUUUUACUGUACUCCGCUUUCUUUAUUGGGGAAAUCAACAGAUUAAAAAACGCUGCUGCUUCCUGGUACCUGAUCACUUCCUGUUGUGCUGUUGUUCAGAAUCAAUCCAAUGGCUGAGCUGCAAUCAGACCAUGUGACCUACAGCACAGGUACCAGGAUGCAGCAGUUUAUAUACGAAUUCUAUCUGCAAUUUAUAAGUAGAACCUUGGUGUAUUUUGGGGGGCUGGAGCCAGGACUCCUCCCCUGUGUCACCCCGCUAAAAUAUCUGUCAGUCAACCUUUAAUUACCUGCCAGUCACCCUAUUUAAACCGUAGCCUGCUUCCCGAUUCUCGUCUUGCUUUUCAGUUUGCUGUUAACACGCAGACUUGCAAACCCAAUCUUAAAACACACCUUUCAUUUUCAUCUGACUCAGAUGAAGAAUUUCUCUCUCCUUCUGGCUAUCUUCCUUCAACAAUCCACCAGAAAAACUUUCAAAGAAAUCCUCCCGUCCCGCUUCUCCUCCAUCUGACAAUGCUGCUGCUUCAACCUCUGCUUAUACAGCUGUGCCCGCUGCCAUUCCUCUUCGUCGCUCUAAACGCUUUAGACCUCAGGGUGAUUCUCCAGCGCAAUUUUUUUACAAAGACUGGCCCAUCGCUGGCCCACCGACAAACUUGUGAAAGCUCUUUUCAAAAAAGCAUUGCCCCUUGACGCAUGGAGCGAUUGGUCUGAGUCUCAGCAGAGAUCCAAACUAAUCAGUUCACGCGCUGCCCCUGCUGCAUUGUAAGCUUCACUCACCUCCGAUUCAGCGACCUUCAGUUUUCAAUUUCAUCUGAUCUUUUCUUUGAUUUGCAUCAUCAGAUUUUUAACGAUAUCAAGCAACUCAUUCAUCCUCUUUCCAUCACAAUUUCUACAGUAUCUGAUCGCCUGGAUGCACUAGAUAGCAGGAUCACUCGCUUGGAACCAGAAGCCAUUACUUCCUCAUCAUCACAAUGGCAACAGCAACAGUUUUCUCUCUGCCACUGCUUCAGUCACGCCCACACCUACUCCCGAGUUGCCAAUUUUCACUCUAGCGACCGCUUCUGGUUUAGGAACCUCCUCUGCUUCAGUUGUGCAUCGGCAUUCUCUCUCUCCUCAACUGAGAUGCAAUAUUAAUGAAGUUAAAGACGUUAAUUUGGUCUCUAUUCUUAUUGCUAAGGGUCUACUUAAAUCGCGAUAAAUUUACGUAUUUUUCACGGGUAUGUUGCGGAAUAAAAUGAGGAUUUCGCGGACCUGUUUAAUUAUAUAUAUAUAUAUAUAUAUAUAUAUAUAUAUAUAUAUAUAGUGAAAGACUUCACCUUCUCGGGUUCGUUGCCCCUUUAAAAAUUGACCCAGACACAGAAAUAGGCGGUUCAGCGCUUCCGCGCACUUUUAAUAAAACAAACAAAAACACAAAACAAACACCUAGCUCUUAUCGAGCACUAACUACACACGCAGGAACCUAACUAACGCAGGACGGCUAAGCCGUUUCCCUGCCCCACAAAACAGUUUAGUAACACACUUACUUUUCAACUUUCUCGCUCUCUCUGACUGCUGGGAAGCAGAGCACCUCGUCUGCCUCCUUCUCCUCAGCAGCCCUGAGCAGACUGACUGCUCUCCUUUUAAACUGCCCCAUAACGCUCAGGUGCGGAUAAUCAUUACUAAUAAAACAAUUACACAACAAGUGCAUUCUCACAUGUUUUCUCUCUUGCAGGGAGGUUUUAACCCCCUCCCUGCUGUCUCACUCCACCUGCUUCCUCACAAUAUAUAUAUAUAUAUAUAUAUAUAUAUAUAUAUAUAUAUAUAUAUAUAUAUAUAUAUAUAUAUAUAUAAACUCUCUCCCAUUGUAACUGCCAUCAACAUUGCUGUGUUUUAUAUUAUAAUAAAGUGUGGAUCUCUUUAAA
Acipenser ruthenus (sterlet) is the source of this 4173-nucleotide messenger RNA. RefSeq names its product C-type lectin domain family 4 member E-like. The coding region runs from base 129 to 992 and encodes 287 amino acids. The record is from RefSeq and is a predicted model, not a curated record. The transcript has 6 exons. NCBI's taxonomy places the organism in Eukaryota, Metazoa, Chordata, Actinopteri, Acipenseriformes, Acipenseridae.